Suillus subaureus is the source of this 2946-nucleotide messenger RNA. Its product is annotated as adaptin N terminal region-domain-containing protein. The transcript has 22 exons. Gene Ontology annotation, biological process: intracellular protein transport; intra-Golgi vesicle-mediated transport; endoplasmic reticulum to Golgi vesicle-mediated transport. Gene Ontology annotation, molecular function: structural molecule activity. NCBI's taxonomy places the organism in Eukaryota, Fungi, Basidiomycota, Agaricomycetes, Boletales, Suillaceae. Gene Ontology annotation, cellular component: COPI vesicle coat; cytoplasm. The record is from RefSeq and is a predicted model, not a curated record. Bases 1 to 2766 code for a protein of 921 amino acids.
AUGGCAGCAGAGGCGCCAUGCUACACAGUUGUAUUUGAAGAUACUACAGAGAGCCCAUCCACACAGGAGCUUAGGGCGUCUCUUGAGAAAGGAACUGAUGAAGACAGACUGGACACGUUACGCAGGAUUAUUGUGUCGACGAUUAAUGGGAACCCUCAGCCCACGCUCUUGAUGCCAAUCAUACAAUAUAUUAUGCCCUCCAGAAAUAAGCAACUCAAAAAGCUGCUUCACUUCUACUGGGAGGUGUGUCCCAAGUAUGACGAGAACGGGAAGCUUAAGCAGGAGAUGAUUCUCGUUGUCAAUGCCAUCCGAAACGACUUGCAACACCCUAACGAAUAUAUCCGUGGCGCUACCCUACGUUUCCUUCAAAAGAUAUCCAAAGAUGCUGAACUCCUUGAACCCCUCAUCCCCAUCUGCCGCAGCUGUCUCGAGCACCGUCAUUCCUACGUCCGCAAGAACGCCGUAUUUGCCGUGUACACUAUCUACCGCGAAUACGAACACCUCAUCCCAGAUGCGCCCGAGCUCAUGCAGACUUUCAUCGCCGCGGAGUCUGACGCGACGUGCAAGCGCAACGCAUUCGUGUUCCUUGCGCAUUGCGCGAUGCCUAAAGCUGUGGAGUGGUUGAUUAGCGUGUAUGAUCAGCUGACGAGUCUGGACGAGCUCUUGCAAAUGAGCAUCAUAGAAGUCAUCAGGUUGGAUUGUAAGAACGACACAACGCAUCGACCGCGAUAUAUCAGAUGCAUGUUUGAAUUGUUGAAUUCAUCAUCACAUGCAGUAAAGUAUGAAGCUGCUACAACGCUCACCACACUCACGCAGAAUCCUGCUGCUGUGAAAGCGGCUGCCUCAUGCUUUGUUAAUCUGGUCAUUAAAGAAUCCGACAACAACGUUAAGCUGAUCGUCCUGGAUCGCCUGGAUACCCUACGCUCCAAGCAUGGUCACAUUCUGGAUGGACUGACAAUGGACAUCUUGCAGGUCUUGUCGAGCGCCGAUAUGGAGGUCCGAAGGAAAGCUAUGAGUAUCGUACUCAGCAUGACCUCGAAUCGGAACGUCGAGGAAGUUGUUCUCUUCCUCAAGAAGCAGCUACAGCAGACACAGGAGCGCGAGUUCGAGAAGGCCCCGGAGUACAGACAACUUCUAAUCCAAUCGAUCCACGUGUUAGCAGUCAAGUUUUCUGAGGUGGCUGCAAGUGUCGUUCAUGCACUCAUGGAAUUCCUUGGGGAUUCGAAUAACCCUUCUGCGCUGGACGUCGUGGCCUUCGUUCGCGAAGUAGUGGAGAAGUUCCCGCACCUCCGGCAGUCUAUAUGUGAGAAGCUCACUCAAACUCUGACAGAGAUAAAAUCCGGUAAAGCCUUCCGCGGCGUCCUCUGGAUCCUGGGAGAGUACGUCGAAGGUUUGUCAGACAUCCAGGCCACAUUCCAGGACAUCCGCAAAGUGCUUGGCGAGAUCCCUAUUCUUGCGAGCGAGCAGCGGUUACUGGACGAGGCUGGCGGAGAGGAGGACAGGAAGGAGGAUAAGAAGGUCGAGGGAAGCGGGCGGCCAAAGGUGCUUGCUGAUGGGACAUAUGCGACGGAGACGGCGUACACCAGCACUACCUCAGCGAGAUUAGAGGCUGUUAAGACUGCGUCCAAGCCGCCAUUGAGAGCCCUCAUAUUGGGAGGCGACUUUUUCACGGGUUCGGUACUCGCCUCGGCGUUGACGAAGCUCGCCAAUGCUCUUCGUGCCGAGUCCAUGUUGAUCAUGACGUCUAUUAUCCGCGUCGGCCAGUCGAAGUUUGUCACAGUACCGAUCGACGAGGAUUCCAACGAGCGCAUUCUUAAUUGCAUACAAACCCUAAGCGAGCUUCAGGAAAAGUCCAUUGUCCACGAUAUCUUCUUGAAGGACACGAAAGCGGCAUACUCCAAGAUGCUCGUCGCUCAAGAACGGAAAAGAAAGAUCGAUGACUUGCUUACUUUCAGGCAGUUCUCGAAAAAAUCGGCGGAUGAUCCAAUCGAUUACGUGGAGGACUUAGGCAAGGCAACAGGGACUGCUGAAGUCCGGGAAGACUUCAUAUCCAACCUCAGUCGCAUAUCCCAGCUUACAGGGUUUUCGGAUCCUAUAUAUGCGGAAGCAUACGUCAAGAUGCAUGGAUUCGAUAUCAUGCUUGAUGUGCUCCUGGUCAACCAGACGUCUAAUACACUGCAGAAUCUUUGUCUUGACUUUGCAACGCUUGGUGACCUCAAACUGGUCGAACGACCUGCUGUAUAUACCAUAGCGCCACACGGUUUCCAGAGUAUCAAGGCUACAAUCAAGGUUUCGUCAACAGAGACUGGCGUCAUAUUUGGCAGCAUCCUAUGGGACGGUCCUGCCCUCGCUGAAUGCUGUGUUAUCUUGAACGACAUUCACAUCGACAUCAUGGACUACAUUAAACCUGCGUACUGUAGCGAGACACAGUUCCGAAGUAUGUGGACAGAGUUUGAGUGGGAGAACAGGGUUAACGUGUCGACGAACAUGACCGACCCUCGCGACUACCUGAAGCACGUCAUGAAGUCUACGAACAUGUCUUGUCUCACGCCAGAAGGAGCCAUGUCGGGCGAUUGUGAUUUCCUAUCUGCCAACAUGUAUGCUCGAAGUUUGUUCGGCGAGGAUGCUUUAGCCAAUCUUAGCAUCGAGAAGACGGAGGCUGGGAUUGUAGGCCACGUUCGUAUUCGGAGCAAAACGCAGGGCAUUGCUUUAUCGCUGGGUGAUCGUAUCACAAUGUCUCAAAAGGAUAGCAAGCCAUUGAUAUAGAACGCAUAGACAUCGAUCGGGUUGCUGAACUGUACACAUAGUCUUCGUGCAUCAUGUUGUACUUGGGGAGGAGACACGUGAAUGUUUGAUGCAACGCUAAUACGCAGUGAUCGAUCUUUACAUCAAUGGGUACUCAAGCCUGCAAGUACGGUUCCCUACAUCGCCAAACCCCUCAGUAAC